AUGCACUUGCCUACCAAAAGUAGACUGUUGUUGGGGGUCAAACACAAAAGAUUAGUAUGCGCAGCAUCCCGCCUUAUACUUACCAGGCAAGCGAAUGGCAUGCGACGUCUACUCAAGGCAGGCGGUUGCGUUCUCUCGCUGAGGAGGGCUUCGGCACGGGUUCAUGUUUCGUAUGCACACAUGUGGGAUGAGGUCAACGCGAAGUUCGCCCCGCCUCGCACCCACAAGCGUCGCAAAGUUCGGAGUGCCCAGAAUAUGCAGACCAUCGUCCAACGAGGCCUCGUGAAUGUAUUAUUGAUGGAUUUGCGAUUGGGUAAGUCCGUCAAGCACAUCGAGCCAUGGGUGUGCAAACCGAAGAAGGUCAGAGCCACAUCUGCAGAGGCGAUUUUCCCAGCCAUCGUCGACGCGAUGCCCGGAUGUUUCAACCCGCUCAGCUUGGAGGCCCUCGUGGGCGCGGCGAAGGGCGCCAGCUCCUUCACUCUUUGUUUGGUGUGCGAUCGUGCAUCUUCGAACUUAUUGGUGUUGAAGCGCGUUGCGAAGUUCUGGGAAGUCGUUGUUCUACCGCUAAUCGGGCCCAGAAUGUUAUUAAUGUUGGAGACUUGCACCGUCCACAGCCACCACAGGGCGAAACUUCAGAUCAAAACGUUGCGACACCACGUCCUUCGUCAUUUCUCGUUGGCCAAUUUGUACAGGUUACAAUCAGUGCAGGAAAAAACAGCCAGCCGAUAUGAAGCGAUGUUACCGCCGAUGGUGCAUCGAAAGAUUGGCCCCCCUCCUGAUAAUGUGCGGUACCCUUUGAAGCGAUUCGUCGAUAUAGUUUUUCGCCCCCGAGAGCCACGCCACAGACGCAAAGAUGGAGCCCCCACUCAGCAGACAUUAGAUUUGGAUGAGUUGUGCAAUAUAUGCAAUUCAGACUUGAAAGGUGAUUGGACGCACUACUGUUGGGAUCCAAUUCGCCAGAAACCAUGUUGCAGCAAUUUGUCUGAAACACGCGAUAAAGUUCUGAGGGCUACGAUGAAUGCAUUGGAGGGCAGGGGCCAACCUUUGCCGUCAGAGUCGAGGUGGACGAACACAACUCCGAAUUUCCGACGAACGUUGUUGAGGCAGGCCGUCUGGGGCAUCGGCACUAGGUGUUUUGGCGUGGACCCACCUGAUGGCAGCAGCGCCGACAGACCCGUGCACGUGGAAGGGGAGGCUGCCGAGGGGCAUUUCGCGCAGAUUCGAUCCGAUCCACGCGUGUUUCUCGGGGCAUUGAGUACUAUUCCAAGGCUGAGACAUUCCACGAACUCGCUGUGUUGCUCAUCGUCGUCGACGUUAUCGACAGCACCCUGCUGCACCCCAUCCUGGGCGACGCAACCAAGAAAAAAGACGAACUCCAGUGCAAAAUCCUGA
Molecule: messenger RNA, 1392 nt
Organism: Prorocentrum cordatum
Lineage: Eukaryota; Dinophyceae; Prorocentrales; Prorocentraceae
Source: the annotation of a GenBank genome assembly